GGCAGCAGCAGCAGUCUCCUCGUGUUGUUGGGGUCUUCUUGAAUGGCAGUUCCUUUAUCCAAUCACUCACUAUCUUUUCCACCUCGUAUUUCAUCAUUCACAAAACCCUCUAGGAUAUUUGCAUCUCCAACUAAAAUCCAACUCAAUCAAUGUCUUUGCAAAUCCAAGUUAGGGUUUCCAGUCUCUACUGCUUCUCCCAUCUCACCAGUCAGGCGUUCCUUCAUAUCCAAAUCAAAGUCAAUUGAUGGGGAGGAGGGUAAUAUUUUGCCUAGUUUGAAGACCCUUAUUCCACUUUACAAGGAGGCCAUUCUUGAUCUGGAUGAACAGACUGUGUCUGAUAUAGAGGCAUUAAUAUGUAUCAUUGUAAAAGAGAAGAACGAAUUGACCCAAAAAGUUGCAACUCUAUCUGAAAAUGUAGCUUCUGGGAAGAAAAACUACAUCCAGGUGCAAGCAGAUUUUGAAAAUUUUAGAAAACGGUUUGAGAAGGAUCGUGCUAGAUUGACAUCUAAUACUCAGGUAGACUUAAUCGAGAGCCUUUUGCCCUUGGUAGACAAUUUUGAGAGAGCCAAGCAACAAUGCAGACCAGAAACAGAGAAGGAAGAAAAGCUUGUUGCCAGCUAUCAGGGCAUAUACAAGCAAUUUGUGGAAACCAUGAGAAGUUUGAAUGUCGCUGUUAUCGGAACAGUUGGAAAGCUAUUUGAUCCCUCUCUCCAUGAGGCCAUUGCACGUGAAGAAUCUCAACAAUUCAGGGAUGGAAUUAUAAUUCAAGAAGUUCGUCGUGGGUUUCUUCUUGGAGAUCGGGUUGUACGACCAGCCAAGGUUAAAGUCUCUUCAGGCCCAGGUCGACAAAAACCAGCAACUACAGCUGAGGAAUCUACCCAACCUACUGUAACAGCUAGCUUGGAUGAAAGUUUAAACCGGUAACAUUUAACCUUUCUACCAGAUUGAAACAUCACUUUUUUUGUAGUCUCUUUUCUUUUAUUUUCCAAUAGCCUGAAUCUCAGUCUUGACAACAUGUACCUUAUGCAAUUAAACCCCCUUUUGCAACAAAACCACCUUCUCCAAUCCUUAGAAAGUUCUAUACUUACAUUGUUCUCUGAAGCCAAGGGUUCUCAAUGGGAUUAAGCUGUUGAUUUGAACCAUUUCAAUGAUAUCUGAAAGUACAUUGUUGAGAUUAAAUUCUUUAAGAACUAAAAGUUGUCUAGAUAUAUAUAUCAAAUUUGAAUUGCUUUGGUUUGAGCAUUUCGCACAAUCUUAUAAAAGUGUAACCUGAAUAGUAAAUACAUAGAAGCUGCAAGGAAGAAAAUUUCUGUAAUGAUGGGGAUUUUGUUAUAUGCUAUUUGGUCACUGAAUAUAGAACAUUCCUGGCGUUUUUACCU
Messenger RNA from Papaver somniferum (opium poppy), 1379 nucleotides. Its product is annotated as protein GrpE-like. The record is from RefSeq and is a predicted model, not a curated record. Gene Ontology annotation, cellular component: chloroplast. NCBI's taxonomy places the organism in Eukaryota, Viridiplantae, Streptophyta, Magnoliopsida, Ranunculales, Papaveraceae. Gene Ontology annotation, biological process: protein folding. Bases 43 to 924 code for a protein of 293 amino acids. Gene Ontology annotation, molecular function: protein-folding chaperone binding; adenyl-nucleotide exchange factor activity; protein homodimerization activity. The transcript is spliced from 3 exons.